GUUCCUUUACUUUUAAUAGACGUUGUUUUUCUUUUCUUCUGAAAAGACGGUUCGGGAAAGGUUCGGGCUCGUUAUUGUAGGUCUAUUAGACUUGGGAGAAGUGCGCGAGCCGAAUGUCUGGGACUGAGCCGCACGCGCACGCACACACAGAGUUUAAGAGUUUCGGCUCUGUUCCACCUGUCGUGUUCAGACCCGCGCCGCUGGAUUAUUCACUCACUUACACACACACACACACACACACACAGGUGUACUGCACCUGCCGCGCGAGAUCUCCGUACCUCCGUACAGUCCUGUGCUCACUAGCUUUUUGCCUUAGUCUGCUAAAUUAGUAGAAUUUAUCUCUAGGAACUAGUUGACUAACUUCAUACAACACAUGUUCCACUAGUUUUCUGUGGAUGUCAUUACUAUUUAAAGCACCCUGAAGACCCUCUCGGUCUAAACCUUGACAAGUUUUGGCGAAGAGAAUUUAUUGCCUGAUGGGAUUCAUUGACGUUUAAGUCAUUGGAAUGUAACUUGAAUGUAAUUUUCCGACGACUGCCUUAUGUAUGUUCAAUGGUAUUUUCUUAAUGUUUCGGUGCAUCGACGGAGAGUCUGUUGACUCUAGUGAAAUCGUACACCAUUAGGCGUUGGCUGUUUUUUCCAAGGCAACAAAUUGUGUUUAAGGCCCUUAGUAAAUUGCCAAAAACUUCAGAAAAUCUAAACAGAAGAAACUUGAAGAGCAGAUCGUCAGAAAGAUGUUUGAUUGUUGGUGCUCUGUAGGCCUGUAAAACAGCCACGCAAAAAAACAACAACGCAGGUUAUAUUUGAGGGCAUGUGAUGUUUUGUGAUACAUAUUAAAACUAUUAAUGAGAUUCAGUAUCCAUACUAACAGAACAUGGAUAUUUUUUUGGAUAUUCUGAAAAAUUUGUUUGUAAAAUUCCGCCUCCCUGUUGUUCCAAGCCCUUGUAGGCUUGUGUAUGAUUUAACUGAGUGACCUUAUUGGAUGAACUGUCUCCUACCAUAUUUAAGGCAAUUAAUAGCAGCUGGCAAAAUAGUAGUGUACACUGGCAGUAGCGGACCUACGUCCCAUUAGUUUGCAUACUAUUUUGAAAUUGCAUAGGUGUAAUAAAACAUUUAAGGGCAUUGCCUUGGAAUCCCAGCGGAAACCUUUUUCUUUGUAUUUUCUCCACCGGGAUAUAGUCAAGGAUAUGGUGUCUAUCAUUAACCAUUUCGUGCAUGGUCAGCCCUUUUGUUUUUAGUAGCGGGAUUGCGUUCCCACUGGUUUAUAUUGUCCCGGGAUAACGGAUCUAUCAGGUUGCAGUGUUAAAAUCAAACAUGGCUGGAGCAGGAGGGGCUUUAAGAAUGGUACAAUUAGUUAUCAGAUUACUGCUAAUCCGUGGUGCGUCAACAAUUAUCCUAUAAGGACGCGCCAGUGUUUCCAUGGCUAUGCAUUAUAAUAUUGGCUUUGUGAAUCAAAACCUCGUCACUUAGAAUGGCAUCAAUGAAGUCCCUCAAGAACAUACAGUCAUGUACUUAAAUUUGAGAUAAUAAACUUACCCAGACUAUUUUCGUACAUUGGUCUGAAAAGAUCUUAAACUUUCCAAGUUCUUUAGGUCAAAAAAUAAACAAAGCUGUAAUGUGUGUACUGUCUGUUUGAAGGUGUCGUUUGUAAUCUCCUUCCCUCACCACGUAGAAACACCACCCAGUUAAACGCACACACUGUCUCUUUCUAGUUAAGUAAUGCACUUCAUAAAAAAUAGGUUAGUUAAUGGCAAAAAAUGUCUUCUAGUAAAUGAAGAAUGACGGAGUAAGAAGAACUCAGAGGGUUUUUUCUCAUUAAAACAACAGGCCUUUACACUGAGUAAUGGUAAAAGGCUCUGUAAUGUCAAGGAACAUCAUUCUGUCAAGAUUCUUGACAGCUACCCAAUGAGGAACUGUGAUCUUUGUCGGUCUUACUGGAAGAGCCAGUAGAGCACCUUGUCAGACAGGAAGUGACUGAGAUUUAUUCUACUUUCAGAUGGGUUUACCUUAGCUCACCAUUAUAAAGAAGACCUUUGACUGCUUUAUGUACAAGAUGUACCUUUAUUUGUCACUGUCACGUCACCGUUGCACAACCAAGCCGUAAGCGAGCAGUGCUCGUGCUACAGAAUGAUCCAGCCUACAGCCAACGUCGUAACUUCACCAGUGACGAUGAAGCAUGGAAGUCCUUCCUGGAGAACCCUCUUACAGCUGCCACCAAAGCCAUGAUGAGCAUCAAUGGAGAUGAGGACAGUGCUGCUGCUUUAAGCCUUCUUUAUGACUAUUACAAGGUGCCACGGGAAAAAAGGACAAUAUCCCAGCCAAAGGCUGACAUCCUAGGCUCUGAUGUGGAUCCCAACAAAAGUAGGAACCUCAUGGCUCCUCACCCAGAGGCCUCAAUGGCAUCAGCUGAGAACAGGAUCCAGGUUCUGAAGGGAGUCCCACUGAACAUCGUGCUCCCUGGGAACCAGCUGGUGCAGGACAAGAGGGCACUGUUCCCCUCGCCCGACACCACAGUCACUGUGUCCAUCGCUGCUAUGCCCAGUUACCCAGUAAAGACUGAAGAGCCGUCGCAUGCUUUUUCGGUCACUGUGCCCAACCCACACUGCUCUGAGCCUGAGGGUCAUGCAGUGGCAUUCGAUCGUCAGCUCGCCCACAGUCAGUUCAGCCCCAACACACAGCCCCGUACACCAGACUCUACCUUCCCUGAGACCUACAAGGACGGGGGUCAGGAGGUGUUCUCGUUCCCAGGGGAUCUCCAGUUACGGAUGGCCUCCAUUGCACAAGAGGACUAUCCCGCCUUCGACACCGUGUCGGGUAAUAAUUUUGAGUACACACUGGAAGCCUCAAAGUCCCUCCGGCAGAAGUCAGGUGAUGGCACAAUGACAUACCUCAAUAAGGGCCAGUUCUACCCUAUCACUCUAAAGGAAACAGACAACAGCAAAGUCCUUCACCACCCCAUCUGCAAAGUCAGGAGUGUUGUGAUGGUAGUGUUCGGUGAGGAGAAAUGUAGGGAUGACCAGCUCAAGCACUGGAAGUAUUGGCACUCCAGGCAGCACACAGCCAAACAGAGAUGCAUCGACAUCGCUGACUACAAAGAAAGCUUUAAUACCAUCAGCAACAUUGAGGAGAUCUCCUACAAUGCCAUCUCCUUCACAUGGGACAUCAAUGAAGAGGCAAAGAUCUUCAUCUCAGUCAACUGCCUGAGCACAGACUUUUCCUCUCAGAAGGGUGUAAAGGGUCUCCCGCUGAACCUGCAGAUUGACACAUACAGCUACAACAACCGCAGCAACAAGCCUAUUCACCGUGCUUACUGCCAGAUCAAGGUGUUCUGUGACAAGGGGGCAGAGAGGAAGAUCCGCGAUGAGGAGCGCAAGCAGUCGCGCAGGAAGGGCAAAAGUACUGAUGUGAACUUGACGCCUUUUGUGGAUGCCAAAAUGGCUAUGAUGCACAAGCGUAGUGAUAUCACGGUGUUUAAGAUGAUGUCAGACCUGGACACUCAGCCUGUCCUCUUCAUCCCAGACAUCCACUUUGCAAAUUUCCAACGCCACCCCUUCUCUCCUGAAGAAGCAGAAGAUGGCUCAGGAAUGAAAAGAUUACCCUACUCAGAAGAUGAGUUUGGAUCUCCUCCUAAUAAGUUGGCCAGGGUGGAUGAACCAAAAAGAGUAUUGCUGUAUGUGCGGAAAGAGACAGAGGAGGUCUUCGAUGCCCUCAUGCUGAAGACUCCUACACUGAAAGGACUGGUGGAAGCGAUUUCAGAGAAGUAUGAGGUUCCUCUUGAGAAGCUAGGGAAGGUAUACAAGAAGUGCAAAAAAGGGAUCCUGGUCAACAUGGACGAUAAUAUUAUCAAGCAUUACUCCAACGAGGACACUUUUCAGAUCCAGAUGGAGGAAAUGGGUGGAAUGGUGAAGCUCACUCUCACUGAAAUUUGAAUAGCCUCCUCCCCCCAAUAUGGACUGUUUACAUGCCUCUGUGUCUGUGUCCAUGGCCUUGGAGGUACCUCAGGCCUUCCAUGCACUUCUUAUCUGUGGUUUCCUACAUGUAGCUAAGACUAAGAUUUUCUCCUCAAAUCCUAUUUUGUGUGUGCAUCUAUGACGUGAAGUGUAUGCUAAACUAUGCAAUGUGUGAAAAGAGAUUGGAGUGGGAAAAUGUAUAUGCCUUGAUAUAUAUAUAUAUAUAUAUAUAUAUAUAUAUAUAUAUAUAUAUAUAUAUAUAUAAAUACUGAAGUUUUGAGCCAUAUAUUUUAUUUUUGGAAUGUACAAAAAAAGAGAGAGAAAAUAUCUUGUCUUUAAUAGUCUGAGAAUCUGAGAAAGAGUGGAGGUACUAAAAAGUAAGAUUGCCUUUUAUUAUUUAAUCGGUGUUACAGAGCUUUAAAACCAACUGCACUGGAGAUCUUGAUAUUUAAAGGUGAGAGCUGAAUUCAUGCAGUAAAUGGGGUAUUGUUGCUGUUAGAGGGAUUUUUAGGGCAUUCUCACUGGUUUCUGUAUUUAUACAUAAACACUGAGCAGUAUUUAGUGUGUACAGCAUAACCCUUUGCUGAGCAGCUCGAUGAGGUUCUGUUUCACCAGUGUUGCUUGCGUACGUAUGUGUGAAUAAGUGCAUAUUAUGGUUCUCUAUACAAAUGUGAUACAGAGGUAGAUAUGUCCUUAAAGUAAAUUCUGUAAUUUCUGCAGCGGAAAGUUCUCGUUCUGCAUUCAAACAAGAAAGAAACAGAGCAACGUGAAUUCCAUGUAAAGUCCAUGUAGGUUUUUUGCUUCUGGUGCUGCUUAACUAGCAAAAUUCUAGAUGAGGAAACAUAAAUAUAUCAUUUAUUUAGUAAGCCACCAGUCAGACACUAUUAAUUUUAAUUUUGUUAAAAUUAAUUUUGUGCUCUUUUUUUUUAUUAUUCUGAUCUAAAGAGCUUUCCUAGGUAAAAGUCUCUGUAACAACUCGACAAGAAUAAACUCAUACAGAACCAGAAGUACCAUGCAAGAUAUGACAUGCAACAGUUUCUCCAUACAGAGUGCCAAGUCAAUAGUAUUACGUUUAGACUAUACAGUUUAUUCAGUGUCCACAGAUCAUGGCUUCAUUUUAAAUUUGGUCUUUAUUAUUGUCUUUAUCUGUCAUCCUAUUCGGAGCCUUCUUAAUUUUUUUAAACUACAGACUCUAUAGCAUCAGGGUUUUUUUUAAACAAUUUUCUAUCUCAUAUAUCUGCUGACUCUUUUUUUUUAUCAAAGUACUUAUCUAUAUAUUUAUUGUUAUAUUUGGGUGGGGUAUUUUUUUUAUAUUGUUUUGCAAACAAAAUGUGCAUUGCUGUUAUAUACUGUUACAUGUUAAAUGCUUUUUAUAUGGAAUCAACACUAUAAAACUAUGAUGUAUUUAUGCACAGGGUAGAUCUGUAAUUCUGUCAGCUCCUACGGCGAUAUUUGCCUCGUGAUCCCUACGGCUACUUUUUUGGAUUCGAUGUUAGGGUCAUCUGGCAAUGCUUAUCAGAAUAGAAAAGGCUCAAAUGUUCUUUGCUGUAUGGCUUUAGCUGUUAUUAUGUGCACACAUUUUCUUUUAGUCGCAAUAAAAGCCAGCUUGGCUUGGCUGUUGUGAUUG
Molecule: messenger RNA, 5577 nt
Organism: Hemibagrus wyckioides
Lineage: Eukaryota; Metazoa; Chordata; Actinopteri; Siluriformes; Bagridae
Gene: grhl1
Product: grainyhead-like transcription factor 1
Exons: 15
Coding region: 2223-3929 (568 amino acids)
Biological process (GO): regulation of transcription by RNA polymerase II
Cellular component (GO): nucleus
Molecular function (GO): DNA-binding transcription activator activity, RNA polymerase II-specific; RNA polymerase II cis-regulatory region sequence-specific DNA binding
Source: RefSeq, a predicted model, not a curated record